AUAUUUCAAGAUGUGUAGUGUGAGAGUGUUAUGUGUGAAAUAGUACUAAUAUCGACGUUUGAGUACUUUAGAUCUCUAGUUUCCUCGCGAAAACGUAGCCAACUCAGAUGCGAAAGUUUAUAUGCGUAUUACUAUUAGGGAUGUACUUUGUUUAACUUAUUUUAGUAUUUCUUGAAAUAUCGAAGGAAAUUGUCUUUACUAUGUACCGUCGCACAAAUCUGAAGAGGGCAUGUGUAAAGGCUGUUAUUGUUAAUACGUACUGCUUGCUACUAUUAUUAGUACUAGCAGAGCUAGGAAUGGUAUAACUGUAACUUCUAAGCCUACUUUUUAUUUCAUUUCUAGUAAGCUUUUGUUAAGGUUUCACUUCCAAAUAGGGGUUUCUCCACGGGGUUACAGUUGACUUCUUUUUCACAACUUUUUAUUCGCGCAGCUUCUUAUUUGCAUAGGUUGAGACUUAUCACUAACUUACGAAUUUAAGAGGUGAAAUUAUUUUGGGCCACUUUCUUCUCUGCAUAUUCUUGAAGGUGAAGAGGAACAUGUCUUCUACAAAAACUAGUAACAUUUAGCCUGGCCCAAGGUGGUUUUCAUAGGUAAAAUUGAGGGUAAUAAACAAUGUCAGCACCAGUAUCAAACCAGAAACCUGUUCUAGCAUCUUUUACUAGUGGAGAGCUGUUUGAAAUUCCUAAGCAUGAUAUACAAGGACAAUGCCGACCUGUUACAGAAUUUGAAAAGUUAAAUAGAAUAGGAGAAGGUACUUAUGGAAUUGUUUAUAGAGCUAGAGACUCUAGGACAAAUGAGAUUGUUGCAAUGAAGAAAGUCAGAAUGGAAAGAGAAAAAGAUGGUGUACCUGUAAGUGGACUUCGGGAAAUUAACAUUUUAUUAAAUCUUCAACAUAACAACAUUGUCAACUUGAAAGAAGUGGUUGUUGGCAAGAGUUUGGACAGUAUAUUCUUAGUUAUGGAAUACUGUGAACAAGAUUUAGCAAGUCUCUUGGACAACAUUCAGACACCCUUCUCUGAAUCGCAGGUGAAGUGCAUAAUGUUGCAGUUGUUCAAUGGAUUACAGUACUUACAUAAAAGUUUUAUUGUACAUCGAGAUCUCAAGGUAUCAAAUCUGCUUCUGACAGAUCAUGGCUGUUUAAAAAUAGCUGACUUUGGACUAGCGAGAAAAUAUGGUGUUCCUUUGAAACCAAUGACCCCUAAAGUAGUGACACUAUGGUACCGUGCCCCAGAGCUUUUGCUUCAGUCCAGAAUACAGACCACAGCUAUUGAUAUGUGGGCAGCAGGGUGUAUCCUGGGGGAGCUUUUGCUUCACAAACCACUGUUGCCAGGACGAUCAGAAAUCCAUCAAAUAGAAUUGAUUAUUGAACUGCUUGGAACUCCUAAUGACCAAAUUUGGCAAGUAAUAUAUUCUUGUUUCAGAUAUAACAACAUCAAGCACAUCUUUCCAUGGCUUUCCCCAGCUGGAAUCAGGCUUUUGAAUUUUCUGUUCAUGUAUGACCCAAGAAAGAGAGCAACAGCUGAAGAUUGUAUUGAGAGUUCAUAUUUUAAAGAACCUCCUUUACGUAAGUAUAAUUCAUGUUUAACACAAUAGUGUUCUAAUGGAUUGCCACUUAAUCAAUAUAUAAUGUAUUUAACAGUUUAAAUAUAUUUAAUAAUGUGAAAUGAUUUGGUGUUUCUGUGAUCAGUGUAACAUAGAGCACAUUAUGAUGAUGAUGUUUUGGUAAACUAAUUUUGUGAUAAAUGUACAUAUAGCAAGUUAUUCUACCUAAUAUGAUGCCUGUAUACAUUGUGCAUGUGCUACAAGAGACUAAGAGCAUAUUUCUGGUGGCUGAAAAAUAAAUGAAUCUCGUUAUUUUUAAAAAUUAGAAUUAUUCUUUUUAAACCUCAAA
Molecule: messenger RNA, 1891 nt
Organism: Limulus polyphemus (Atlantic horseshoe crab)
Lineage: Eukaryota; Metazoa; Arthropoda; Merostomata; Xiphosura; Limulidae
Gene: Cdc10
Product: cyclin-dependent kinase 10-like
Exons: 13
Coding region: 613-1593 (326 amino acids)
Biological process (GO): regulation of mitotic cell cycle; protein phosphorylation
Cellular component (GO): nucleus
Molecular function (GO): ATP binding; cyclin-dependent protein serine/threonine kinase activity
Source: RefSeq, a predicted model, not a curated record